GCUUUCAUUUUCAGUCACUGCCGGACCGGCCAGACCUCUUCGAGCGGAGUGGCAUUGCAUGUAUCAGACAGAGACGUCGUUGCUUCAUUUCAACGUUAUUCGCUUUUCCAUUUGAGCAUUUCUAGUUGGCGGACGGAGGCGAAAGAAAUGGCGGAGGUCAACAGCACUGGCAACGAAGUUCCUCCGAACAUGACCAUAUACAUUAACAAUCUCAACGAGAAAAUCAAGCUGGAAGAACUGAAGAAGUCGCUGAACGCGGUGUUCUCGCAGUUCGGGAAGAUUCUGGAAGUGUUAGCUUUCAAGACCUUGAAGCACAAGGGACAAGCUUGGGUUGUGUUCGAAGAAGUAUCUUCUGCAACUAAUGCGCUUAGACAGAUGCAGGGUUUUCCUUUCUAUGAUAAGCCUAUGAGAAUACAAUAUGCAAAGACAAAAUCAGAUAUAAUUGCAAAGUCUGACGGUACAUUUGUUCCUCGGGAGAAACGAAAGAGGCAUGAGGAAAAGGGGAGGAAGAAGAAAGAGCAGCAUGAUGCUAAUCAAGCUGGGAUGGGUCUGAAUCCUGCUUUCGCUGGAGCAUAUGGUGCAACAGUGCACUCUCAAGUACCUUAUUCAGGCGGUGUUAUGGUACCAGAAGCACCUGCCCCGCCCAAUAGCAUUUUGUUUGUACAAAAUCUUCCCCACGAGACGACUCCAAUGAUGCUACAGAUGCUUUUCUGUCAAUAUCCUGGUUUCAAGGAGGUUCGUAUGGUUGAAGCAAAGCCAGGUAUUGCAUUUGUAGAAUAUGGUGAUGAGGUACAAUCAACAGUUGCCAUGCAAGCACUACAAGGUUUCAAGAUGAACCCACAAAAUUCGAUGUUGAUAACCUAUGCAAAGAAAUAGGAUAGUGAAUCUUGGUCUUCACUAUAUGGAAAGCCACCUGCUAUUAUUCGAUGCUUAGUACAGGAGAUUGUUUGUAGAAUACUGCCAUCUCGUGCUUGCUGGAAAUUCUACUCCACCGUGACCUAAUUGAUACAAUCAGAUCUAUCUUAAGCAGAAAUGGAAGAGAUCUCAGAUCCCGGUUGCCAUGUUUAUCCUUGAACUCAUAGUAAAGUUUGAUUUUCAUCAUCACAUUUUGUUCUCAUUUUCAUAGUAGUAUUUCCUUCUACUUGUGCUGUAAAAUAGACUAAAGCUUUUAUAACUACGAGAUUGAAGAGCUGAUGAUGUUGAGACCUAA
Messenger RNA from Benincasa hispida (wax gourd), 1210 nucleotides. It is a transcript of the gene U1A, whose product is annotated as spliceosomal protein U1A. Gene Ontology annotation, molecular function: RNA binding. The record is from RefSeq and is a predicted model, not a curated record. NCBI's taxonomy places the organism in Eukaryota, Viridiplantae, Streptophyta, Magnoliopsida, Cucurbitales, Cucurbitaceae.